Messenger RNA from Pungitius pungitius (ninespine stickleback), 1796 nucleotides. Its product is annotated as aldo-keto reductase family 1 member D1-like. NCBI's taxonomy places the organism in Eukaryota, Metazoa, Chordata, Actinopteri, Perciformes, Gasterosteidae. Gene Ontology annotation, cellular component: cytosol. Gene Ontology annotation, biological process: bile acid biosynthetic process. Bases 224 to 1204 code for a protein of 326 amino acids. The transcript has 9 exons. The record is from RefSeq and is a predicted model, not a curated record. Gene Ontology annotation, molecular function: aldose reductase (NADPH) activity; Delta4-3-oxosteroid 5beta-reductase activity.
CGCGGGUCGAGGCAGUUGCACCUGCAACCGGAAGUGCCUCAGCGGGUUGCCACCAUAUCGUUGCCACUGCCACGAUUUGCGCUUGCUCCUCUUGGGUCAAAGUGCAUAAAGAUAGGUCUAACAUAAUGCGAGACAUUGGGCCUCUUUAACAUUUAAAGAACGCACACAAUACAAAUAGUGGUUGGGGUAAGGUUUGGCUUAAACGACCCACACUUUGAAGAGCAUGGACUUGACAGUUGAGAAUCUCUCCAUUUCUCUGAGUGACGGAAACCGCAUACCAUUAAUUGGGCUGGGAACAUAUGGGGAUCCACGCAAGACUCCUAAAGGAACUACUUAUCAAUCAGUCAAAUUGGCAAUUGAAAAAGGCUACAGACACUUUGAUGGGGCUUUGGUCUAUUACAAUGAGCACGAGGUGGGACAAGCAAUACGGGACACGAUUGCAGAUGGGACUGUGAAGAGAGAGGACAUCUUCUACUGCGGGAAGCUGUGGAACACAUUCCAUCCCCCAGAAUUGGUUCGACCUGCUUUAGAGAAAACUUUAAAGACAUUACAGCUGGAUUAUGUCGACCUGUACAUUAUAGAAAUGCCCACAGCCUUCAAGCCAGGAGAUACAUUUUACCCCAAAGAUGACAAAGGGAACUGCAUUUAUCACAAAACAGAUCUCUGUGCAACAUGGGAGGCUUUGGAGGCCUGCAAAGAGGCUGGGCUGGUAAAGUCUCUUGGAGUAUCCAACUUCAACAGGAGACAACUGGAGUUGAUCCUGAACAAACCUGGGCUGAAACACAAGCCUGUGUCAAACCAGGUUGAAUGCAAUCCCUAUUUCACUCAGCCAAAGUUGCUUGACUACUGCAAGCAGAAAGAUAUUGUCAUUGUGGGAUACAGCCCUCUGGGGACAUCUAGAGAUGCAUCAUGGGUAAACCUCAAAUGCCCCCCAUUGCUGGAAGAUGACCUACUGGUAUCCAUUGCUAAAAAGUACAACAAGAACACAGCCCAGGUGGCGUUGAGGUUCAAUGUUCAGCGAGGAGUAGUGGUCAUCCCAAAGAGCUUCAACCCUUCUCGCAUUGAGGAAAACAUUCAGAUAUUCGACUUUUCUCUCUCUGAUGCCGAGAUGAAGGCAGUUGAGGGCUUGAACAAGAAUAUUCGUUUUGUGGAGCUUCUCAUGUGGUCCGAUCACCCAGAGUAUCCAUUCCACGAUGACUACUAGUUCCCAAAGAUGCCAAGACUUCAUUUAAAUUAGUUGAAAAGCAAACUGUGUUUGUUAGCUUUUUACAUGCUCUUACAUGUUGCACUGUUUUUACGUGGAAAAAAUAACAGUACACCUUUUAUGGUGCAUUUAAUUCACUUUAUUGAUAUCAUAAUGGUCUGUAUUAUCACUUCAAAUCCUUUGUGAAUGAUUUAAGACAAAUGGUAAACAGAAACUUGAUUAUUUCCCUUGAGACGGAUAUAGAGUAUAGCUCCUGCUGAUUGUAAGCUGUUCUAGAAAGUGCAUUCUCUCAUUGUUUUAUCUUUCUACAUCUAUGUAUGAAUGCAAAAUUUUACAAUCUUUAGUGCGAAUUAAUGCCAUAUAAAUAAUGCUGCCAUCAGGUACCGUAGGAAAUGUUCAUGUUAUGCAAAUAUGUACAAUUGGCUGUCAAAAUAUUUUUAAGGGUAUACAGUUGCUCAACAUCUGGCAUGCAAAUAGUAGUAUGUAAGCUUGUAACAACUAAUGUAAUGACAUGUAAUCCUAAUAAUAGAGCAAAUUGUAGCACUUAAAUUGUACUUAUAAUGUCACUUAUCUAUAACAUGUUUGAUGAAAA